This is a messenger RNA of Aspergillus clavatus NRRL 1, 1410 nucleotides long. Its product is annotated as protein kinase domain protein. The transcript has a single exon. Gene Ontology annotation, biological process: regulation of mRNA processing; protein phosphorylation; spliceosomal complex assembly. Gene Ontology annotation, molecular function: ATP binding; protein kinase activity. The record is from RefSeq and is a predicted model, not a curated record. NCBI's taxonomy places the organism in Eukaryota, Fungi, Ascomycota, Eurotiomycetes, Eurotiales, Aspergillaceae. Bases 1 to 1410 code for a protein of 469 amino acids.
AUGACCUCUUUACUAUCUUUGUCCCGGUUCGUUCGCACCUCUGCCUGGAUACCCCGAUUCAGCAUCGUCUCUAGUAAGGGAGAGAAGAAACCCAUAUGCAAACAACACCGCCGCGCGUCAUCCACCACCGCGUUACACUCCAAAGAUUCCAACGAGGGUGGGAUUCUUUACGAGCCUUUGGAAGAUGUAGAAAGAUUUGAGAACUAUCGACGGGGUGGGUAUCAUCCUGUCUGCAUUGGCGACCUGUUCCACGGCCGAUAUCGCGUGGUUCAUAAGCUCGGCCACGGCUCAUAUUCGACUACAUGGUUGGCACAAGAUGAGCAGCUCAAGAGAUAUGUUGCAGUCAAGGUCUGCACGGCAGAGUCUGACCCACGCGAAAUUGAUACCCUCUCGGUCCUCACGAAUGUGAGAGAAGCCUCCAAUCACAGGCCGGGGCAGGAUAUGCUACCACCCGUUCUCGAUAGGUUUGAUAUACACGGUCCGAAUGGUGCUCAUGGCUGCUAUGUUACUGCACCUGCGAGAAUGAGCCUGUCAGAUGCAAAAGAUGGGUCUUGGGAAGGGUUAUUUCAGAUGAGUGUUGCUCGCGCCGUGGCUGCGCAGCUUGCGAUUGUUAUCGAACAAGUUCACUCCAGAGGUUUUGUCCACGGCGAUCUACACUUGGGUAACGUCCUGUUUCAAUUACCAAAGGGUCUUGAUGAACUUUCUGUUCCACAGUUAUACGAAAAGUACGGCGCACCGGUCUCUGAGACUGUGGUCCGUCUAGAUGGAAAACCUCUGUUACCAGGCGUGCCAAACCACUCUAUUGUACCAAUCUGGCUAGGAAAGGCGAGUGAAGAUCUCACGCUCAGUCAAGCCGGGAUCAUUCUUACAGACUUUGGCGAGGCGUAUGCACCAUCCGUCGAGAAGAGACACUGGUCUCAUACGCCUCUGGCUGUCCGUCCACCCGAGGUUCGCUUCGAACCCACAAUACCUUUGUCCUUCCCCUCGGAUAUAUGGACACUAGCCUGUUCCAUCUGGAGUACCGUUGCCCAGCGGCCAUUAUUUGAAAACUUCCUUGCGACGGAAGACUACAUCACCCGUGAGCAAAUCGAUACCCUGGGUAAACUACCCGCGGCGUGGUGGGAGAAAUGGGAAGCUCGGCGGGAAUAUUUUACAGAAGAAGGCAGUAGUCUGAAAAUGGAUUCCGUGAGAUCGUGGGAUGACCGUUUCGAGGACAGUGUUCAACAACCUAGACAAAAGGCGGGUAUGCCGCCUGUGGACACAGGAGAAAGGGAAGCUCUUUUUGCCAUUCUGCGGUGGAUGUUGUCAUUCAGGCCUGAGGAUCGGCCCAACGCACGACAGGUCCUGGAGUCGGAAUGGAUGGCUAGAUGGGCCAUGCCUGAAUAUGAGAGAAUGAAGAACUCUGUUUGA